CAUUACCGCCCAAAAAUAUCUCAUAUCUCCCUUCCGUCUCUCACUGUCUCAAUGGAGCGCUUCAACGCAAUCCCUCUCUUCUUCGCUAUUCUACUAUCGGCGACGGUAGCCUACGGUGUAUCUUCCGAUCAAAUCAACAGCGCCGUAAGCGACGAGGAAGAUAUUUUGAUUCGUCAAGUCGUCUCCGGUGCUGAUGAUCGUCCUUUGACAGCGGAACAACAUUUCCAGGACUUCAAACUCAAGUUCGGAAAGACUUACACCACUGAUGAGGAACACGAUUACAGGUUUCGUGUCUUUAAGGCUAACCUCCGCAAAGCGAAGCGCCACCAGAAGCUCGAUCCCGACGCUGUCCAUGGCGUCACUCGGUUUUCCGAUCUCACCGAGUCAGAAUUCCGUGAGAAUUUCGUCGGAUUGAAUCGGCUCCGUCUUCCUGCUGAUGCUCAUCAGGCUCCGAUCCUUCCGACUGAUAACCUCGCCUCCGAUUUCGAUUGGCGUGAUCAAGGUGCCGUAACGCCGGUCAAAGAUCAGGGUUCUUGUGGCUCGUGCUGGUCUUUUAGUGCUGUUGGAGCGCUGGAGGGAGCUAAUUUCUUGUCAACUGGAAAGCUCAUUAGUCUGAGUGAGCAACAGCUUGUGGAUUGUGAUCAUGAGUGUGAUCCGGAGGAAGCUGGUGCAUGCGACGCAGGGUGCAACGGGGGACUAAUGACUUCAGCUUUUGAGUAUAUUGUGAAAGCAGGUGGGUUAGAGAGAGAGGAGGAUUAUCCUUACACCGGCACGGAUCGUGGCUCUUGCAAGUUCCAAAAUGGCAAAAUCGCUGCCUCUGCAGCCAACUUCAGUGUCAUUUCAAACGAUGCUGAUCAAAUUGCAGCCAACUUGGUCAAGAACGGCCCUCUAGCAAUUGGAAUCAAUGCAGUUUUCAUGCAAACAUACAUGAAGGGAAUUUCAUGUCCAUACAUAUGCUCUAAACGAAAUUUAGAUCAUGGAGUUCUCCUUGUAGGAUAUGGAGCUGCAGGCUUUGCUCCGAUACGGUUGAAGGAGAAACCCUAUUGGAUCAUUAAAAACUCGUGGGGCGAAAAUUGGGGAGAAAAUGGAUAUUACUUUAUUUGCAAAGGCAAGAAUAUCUGUGGAUCCGAGUCGAUGGUCUCUUCCGUCGCUGCCAUCCCAAAAUGAGCCAUCGCCUAGUGCCGUUCCGUUCUAUUAAGGUAACUUUGUAAUUAUGUGUCUAUAUAUUAUAUGGGGAAUGCAUGGGUUAUUUAUUAUUACUCCAAGUGCUAUGGAAUUAUUGUUCAUUCUCUAAUUGGCUGAUAGCUAUUGUUGUAUAAUUUGUAUGUUGAAAUAAUGUUGCAGUCUAUAGGGAAUUUGGGUACUAGAAAUGCAUGCACUCACAUUGAUCUUAUCCUGUGUGAUUGUCAUGUAUGUGUUGCAUUGGCUUGUGCAUGUUAGUGUUAGUGUUGUACUUUCAGUUUCAAGUAUAUAUAUAUUCAUAUAUAAUUGAAUUUUCCAAGGCUU
Cucumis sativus (cucumber) is the source of this 1506-nucleotide messenger RNA. RefSeq names its product cysteine protease RD19A. Gene Ontology annotation, cellular component: lysosome. Gene Ontology annotation, molecular function: cysteine-type endopeptidase activity. The transcript is spliced from 4 exons. NCBI's taxonomy places the organism in Eukaryota, Viridiplantae, Streptophyta, Magnoliopsida, Cucurbitales, Cucurbitaceae. The record is from RefSeq and is a predicted model, not a curated record. Bases 52 to 1167 code for a protein of 371 amino acids.